AUGUCGCACGGCCGCCGCUCCUCCGCUUGCACGGCCUCCACCAACACUGCGCCCCCAAAAAGACUCGCUCUCGUGCGAAACCUGGACUCUCAAACAUACUCUUCCUUCAUCGAGGAGGCCGAAAUCCUCGACUUAUUUACAACCAUGGAGCCUCCCGUUCGCUACUCGUACAAAGCACCAUCCAAGCGAUUCUACUACGCCAUCAUUCUGGGACAGCUUUUCCUCCUCUCUACCGUCGUGGCGCUUGUACUUACCAUCAUCAACUACAACAAAGCCGACGAAGGCAAUCGUGUGGCCUAUAUUGUAUGGCUCGUUUUCUCCGCCUCGGCUACUUUCUUCUUCAUCCUUUUGAGCUUCGUCUUCUUCCACCAGCGCCGCAAGCUCCGCGUUAUGCAAAGCAAACUCCAAAGAAUGCAGGCCGAAGCCGAGGCCGACGGCUCGCAGAAGCGUCUCGAGACCGCGUCGUCAGGAGCGCCGCAAUUGCGCGCGGAGACCGAUCACCGGCUCAGCGUACUGGCGCAGCGUCACUUCGAUGCCGCUGAAGGCGCGGCCACGGCGCCCGAACCAGCGCGCCGGCCCAGCGUCAUCGCGACAAACGCAACCGGUCGCGGUCGCCAGAUGAGCAGCGCGGCCGGCGAAGGUUGCGAGCUUUCUCUAUUCCAAACACAUCUCAGCAGCGGGAGCGCCCAAGACGGCGUCGCCGACCUCGCCGCCUCCCCAUCCUCCGCCCAGACCCCGCCACCCACCUACAUGAACCAUCCGCUCCAGCGGCGCGAGUCGGCCAUCACCCGCUUCCAGCAAGACGACCCGCCCAUGAUGGACCUCUUCCACGGCCUAUUCGGCGCGCAGACCAACACCACCACCACCAACGACGACGACAACAACAACAAAAACCACCAACCCUCGCCGUUCGCCAUCCGCUCCCGCCACCGCCGCCCCUCCAUCCUCCCCGACCCGCUCUCGCCGACGCCGCCGACACCGCCGCCGCCCUCGAGAAGAAGGACAUCCACCAUCGACUCGGUGACCCUCCAACCCCUCCCCGAUCCCUUCACCUUGCCCCCUCCUACCACCGCCACCGCCUCCUUCGCCGCCUCCGCCGCUUCCCGCACCCACACCCGCACCCGCACCCACACCGCCUCGACCGCCUCCUCCGCCCCGGACUACGGGACCCUCCUCCCAGCCUUCCCGCUGCCGCCCUCGCACUCGCGCUUCACCAACCCGUCGCCCCCGCCGCGUCUGCCGGCGCCGGCGCCGGCGAUGACGACGAUGACGAAGGCGAAGGCGGAGAUGGGGGAGGUAGAGGCAGAAGAUGAAGAAGAAGAAGAAGAAGAAGAAGAAGAAGAAGAAGAAGAAGAAAGGGAGAGGACGGCGAUGGCGGCGAUGGCGGCGGAGCUGCCGCCGUUGAGGAGGGUGAGUUGUGUGGCGGGGCUGGAGGAGCAGCAACAGCAGCAGCGGCAGCGAGGGGCGGGGGUGGAGAGGUCGGCGUCGGCGUCGGUGUGGGGGCGGAUGGUGAAUGUGGCGAAGGUGGUGGGAUGGGGGAUGGCGAGGGGACGGGCAAGUGGUAGUAAUAGUGGUGUGGUAGCGGCAGCGGCAGCGGCAGCGGCUGGGGUGGACGGUGGCGAGGGUGGCGAGGGCAGCGAGGGGAAGGGCGAUGGGAAAGAUGGUGGGGAGGAGGGAGAACGACCGGAGAGGCGUGGCCUGGACGGUAGAGGUACGGGUGGCGGCGCCGCCGGUGGAUUCCUCCAGCCGCCGAGGUACGACAGGACGACGACGACGACGACGACGGCAACGACGGCAACGGUAGACGAUGGGAGGAGAGACUCACACGUCGAUCCCGAGCAAAACGACAUCGUCGAUGGGGAAUCCGCACACGGCGUCGUCGUUGACGAAGACGGCAGCAAGACACAUGCCGCCCGCCGCCGCUCGACUACCACUGCCCUGCUGCAGCAGGCACAUUCAACGCUUCCGCUACAUGUGGAUGACCACCGCCCCUCCACGUGGUGCGUACCGGUGAACAGCAGAAAACGUGAGAGGAGCGUGAGCGGCGGGUCGAGAUUCGUGGAGGAGAUGGGGUAG
Molecule: messenger RNA, 2076 nt
Organism: Diplodia corticola
Lineage: Eukaryota; Fungi; Ascomycota; Dothideomycetes; Botryosphaeriales; Botryosphaeriaceae
Exons: 1
Coding region: 1-2076 (691 amino acids)
Source: RefSeq, a predicted model, not a curated record